ACCAUCUAACAAAUUCUAUAACCCAAAAAUAAAAGAAACGUUUAGGAAAUUUUUGAUAAGUAUGUGGAAGCUUGUUUCUCCAAUCCGUUCCCGUGUUCUAGGUCUAGGGAAACAUCCAUUUAAUUCAAGUGCUGAUGAUAAGAUUGCUCAGGCAUUGGCUGAAGCCAAUGAUGCUGCAAAUAAGAAGCUAAGGGAGGAAACCCAGCAGCGUAACGAAGAAGCUGACGAUGCUAUGGAAGCUUCCCGAAGAAAGACUAAGGAGGAAAAAAGGUUGGAGAAUGAGAAGAGGAAGCAGGCAUUGAAGGAUGCGAAGGCUCUCAAGGAUCUAGCGUAUAAGACAAAGAUGGAAAAUAAGCUGAAGAACACACAACCAGAGAAGGAUCCGGCUGAGGAAAAGAAGAAGGAUCCGACUGAGGAAGAGGAGAAGGAUCCGGCUGAGGAAAAGAAGAAGGAUCCGACUGAGGAAGAGGAGAAGGAUCCGGCUGAGGAAAAGAAGAAGGAUCCGACUGAGGAAGAGGAGAAGGAUCCGACUGAGGAAAAGAAGAAAGAGCCGGCUGAGGAAAAGAAGAAGGAAGAAGAGAAGAUGAACGAGGAACUUCUCAAGUUUGCCUCUCUCUUUUGAUGAAGGGUUUCUCAUCUUUUUUUCCGUUUGUACGUAGUUUUGCAUUUUAGGCAUACCAGCUUUAGCAAAUGAUACUCUCUAAUCUUGCUAAAUUUGCAUUUUAGCUCAAGUUUGCAACUUUUCCAUUAAAAAAUGUCCUUUUUU
Molecule: messenger RNA, 766 nt
Organism: Arabidopsis arenosa
Lineage: Eukaryota; Viridiplantae; Streptophyta; Magnoliopsida; Brassicales; Brassicaceae
Source: the annotation of a GenBank genome assembly